Daucus carota subsp. sativus is the source of this 841-nucleotide messenger RNA. RefSeq names its product large ribosomal subunit protein eL20z. The transcript has 4 exons. The record is from RefSeq and is a predicted model, not a curated record. The coding region runs from base 191 to 655 and encodes 154 amino acids. Lineage: Eukaryota; Viridiplantae; Streptophyta; Magnoliopsida; Apiales; Apiaceae.
UAGAUAAACACAACAUCUGAUCACGACUAAAAUUGUCUCUACACACGACAUCUUAUAAAUAUCUCUGUCUAUCAUCAUUACAUCAACUACCAUUUUGAUCUACAAAAAAUAAGUACCAUCACAAAGUAGAUUAAUAAAAUUCUGGAAAACCCCAGAAAAUUCACACAGAUUAUUACUUGAACUAAAAAAAAUGAGUGAAGAAAAGGGUGAUUAUCAUUAUCACCACCAUGAUGAAGAACAACCACCAGCAGCAGCAAUCCAGUAUGGUACUUUUCAAGGGGUUGCUAAUUAUCCACAGCCCCAGCCAGCUAUGGGCUUCCCCCACCCUGCUCCCCCGCCUGGACACUAUGCUCAGCCCACUUCACAGGCCCACCAUUAUGCCCAUGGCUACCAGUCUUCUGUUCCAGGGUAUGCAGUUGCUGAAGGAAGACCAAUCAGAGAGCGCCGGCUUCCUUGUUGUGGUAUUGGAUGUGCCUGGUUCCUGUUCAUAAUUGGUUUCUUUCUUGCUGGUAUCCCUUGGUAUAUUGGUGCAUUUGUUCUACUCUGUGCCAGAUAUGACCAUCGGGAGAAACCAGGAUAUGUUGCGUGCACUAUAGCUGCUGUUCUUGCUGCUAUUGCUGUGGUAUUUGGUCUGACAUCUGAUGAGUGGGAUUGAUGCUUAUGUGCUGAGGUGGAGCUGCUUCUUGUAAAGUUGGUAUUGCAGAUAUUUGUUUUAGGUUGUACAAUUAUUCAUAGCUAUAUGUUUUUUCCAUGUAAAAUGUUGACUUGUUAUGUUAUUGAACUGCAUUGAACAAGUUUGUUUGUCACAGGGUAACAAAUGAGUAUUUUAUAUUAUGGAGUA